UCGAUAGAUCGAGAAGAAUGAGAAUAGUCGUUGAAUAUAUAGAACGCUAAAUUGGGUGCAACAAUUUCUAAUGGGAGAUUGACUAAAUGCAGGAAUGUAGAGAGCAUGAAAAGCUCUAUUUAAGCGCACUAGCUAGUACUUGUAGAUGAGACCAACUCAUUAUUUUUGUUUAGGGUCUCUCUCUAUGGCAAAGCAAAUUAGUGUUGAAGUUUCCAAUAUGGUUGCAGCCGCAUUGUUGCUCCUCGGAGUUCUUGUGGCCGCCCCAACAGCUGUGCAAUCUAUUGGCGUCUGCUACGGAACGAACGGAGACAACCUCCCCCAGCCGAGCUCCGUGGUGAGCCUGUACAAGUCCAACGGCAUCGGCGCGAUGAGGAUCUACGCCCCCGACACCGCCACUCUGCAGGCCCUGGGGGGCUCCAACAUCCAGCUCAUCCUCGACGUCCCCAACACCAGUCUCCAGUCCAUCGCCUCCGAUCCGUCCGUGGCCACCUCCUGGGUCCAGACCAACGUGCAGGCCUACACUUCCAGCGUCUCCUUUAAGUACAUCGCGGUCGGCAAUGAAGUGAUCCCCGGCGGCCAGGCGCAGUACGUUCUCCCCGCCAUGCAGAACAUCUACAACGCCUUAUCGUCCGCCGGCCUCAGCGGCCAGAUCAAAGUCUCCACGGCAGUCUCAACAGGUGUUCUCGGAACAUCAUAUCCUCCGUCGAGCGGUGCGUUCUCUCCCGACGCUGCUUCGACCCUGGGGCCUAUCGUGCAGUUCCUCGCGAGCAACGGGGCUCCUUUGCUAGCGAACGUGUACCCGUAUAAUGCUUACGUAGGCGGAGGCAUCAGUCUCAGCUACGCGCUGUUCACGUCGCCGGGGACGGUGGUGCAGGACGGGCAGUACGCGUACCAGAACCUAUUCGAUGCGCAGGUCGACGCGCUCUACGCAGCACUGCAGGGGGUUGGGGCGUCGAGCGUCGAUAUCGUGGUGUCGGAGAGCGGGUGGCCUUCGGGGGGCGGCCCUGCCGCAGCCACGGUGGGCAACGCGCAGACGUACAAUCAGAAUCUGAUCAACCACGUCGGCAACGGGACGCCGCGGAAGCCCGGGCCGAUCGAGACCUACAUAUUUGAGAUGUUCAACGAGGAUCUCAAGUCCCCGGGGAUCGAGCAGAACUGGGGAUUGUUUUACCCCAACGAGCAGCCUGUGUACUCGAUCAACUUCAGUUAAAACUGCCAAAAGAGGCAGAGAAAUAAGAGCUGCUCAAUAAUUGGAAAGAUCUAGAAAUAAAAUAAGUUUAUUGGAGCAGUUGAUAUGCUUCCAUGUAAUCGAAAAUUGAUGUUAUAAUAAAGCGAAUGCUGGAAUAUGAUGGUUUAUUAUUUUUGUUUAA
Molecule: messenger RNA, 1370 nt
Organism: Ananas comosus (pineapple)
Lineage: Eukaryota; Viridiplantae; Streptophyta; Magnoliopsida; Poales; Bromeliaceae
Product: glucan endo-1,3-beta-glucosidase-like
Exons: 2
Coding region: 146-1210 (354 amino acids)
Biological process (GO): carbohydrate metabolic process
Cellular component (GO): plasma membrane
Molecular function (GO): hydrolase activity, hydrolyzing O-glycosyl compounds
Source: RefSeq, a predicted model, not a curated record